Phycomyces blakesleeanus NRRL 1555(-) is the source of this 2079-nucleotide messenger RNA. RefSeq lists its product as hypothetical. Gene Ontology annotation, biological process: vacuolar transport; protein localization to membrane. The transcript is spliced from 7 exons. Gene Ontology annotation, cellular component: membrane. The record is from RefSeq and is a predicted model, not a curated record. Bases 117 to 1994 code for a protein of 625 amino acids. Lineage: Eukaryota; Fungi; Mucoromycota; Mucoromycetes; Mucorales; Phycomycetaceae.
AGUUUACCCUUCCUUUCCACUGUCACUGCCACUUCCAUCUUUUUACCACCCCCCUUUUUUUGUUGGUUCUUAUUUUAUUUUCUAUCUCCACUCUUUCUUCUCAUCAUCUAUUCGUCAUGAUCCCGAGAGGUCUAGCAGCGACCUUUCUAUGCUUUGUCCUCUGCACAAGUCUCGUCUCAGGCUUUUACCUACCAGGUGUUGCCCCUCACGACUAUGCUGAAGGAGACCCUGUAAAGGUUUUCGUGAAUUCAUUGACACCAAUGUCCAAUUCUCAACUUAAAUCCGUCAUUUCAUACGACUACUAUGAUCCCCGUUUCCACUUUUGCAGACCAGAAAAUGACUUAAUAGAAGUUCCCGAGAGUCUUGGAAGUGUACUCUUUGGUGACCGAAUCAUGGGAACAAGUUUCGAGCUGUUUAUGAAAAAGAACGAAACCUGCAAAUCACUGUGCAUCACUAAACCUAUCCCUAAGAAGGAUACUGCUUUCAUCAACCAGUGCAUUGCUGAGGAUUAUUCUCUCAACUGGUUCAUUGAUGGUCUUCCGGCUGCUCACCGCAAGCAGGACGAGCGCACUGACGAAGAAUACUGGAACAUUGGAUUCCAACUUGGAUCGGGUGGAAAGGAAUCACCGGUAUUGAACAACCACUACGAUAUCUAUAUCCAUUAUCAUGAGCGUACAACUCAGGCAAAUCGAGUUGUUGGUGUUGUUGUCGUCCCAUCGAGCAAAGACACCAAAUUGGAGGGUGGUAAACCUGUCUGUAAGAUCUCUAAUGAAGCCUUUAAAUUGAACCCUGAGGGUGGUUCGGAAGUGGUAUAUACCUACAGCGUGUAUUGGAUCCCCUCCGCCACUGCAUGGGCUACACGUUGGGACAAUUAUUUGCACAUACUUGAUCCUUCGAUCCACUGGUUCUCGCUUGUUAAUUCCAUUGUCAUUGUCCUUUUCUUGACUGGUAUGGUUGCAAUGAUCCUUAUCCGUGCCCUUCACAAGGAUAUUUCCCGUUACAACGCCGUCGAGGCUCAGGAAGAUGUCCAGGAAGAUUAUGGCUGGAAGCUUGUGCACGGUGAUGUUUUCCGUGCUCCAACACAUCCUAUGCUACUGUCUGUAUUUGUGGGUAGUGGUGCUCAAUUGAUGGUCAUGACUGCAUUGACUUUGAUGUUUGCUGUUCUUGGUUUCCUUUCACCUUCAAACCGUGGUGCUCUUGGAACUGUUAUGGUGAUAUUCUUUAUGGUCUGUGGCUGUAUCUCUGGAUACGUGUCUGCUCGUAUUUAUAAGAUGAACGGCGGUGAACAAUGGAAGCUGAAUGUGCUGCUGGCGGCUACCUUGUUUCCUAGUAUGCUCUUGGUCUCUUUGUUUGUUCUCAACUUUGUCUUCAUCGGCUUACAAUCCUCGGGUGCUGUUCCCUUUGGUACAAUCAUGGUUGUUCUCGGGAUGUUUGGCUUGAUCUACAUCCCUCUCAGUGUUGCUGGAUCUUACCUUGGUUUCCGUAAACCUCGUAUUGAACAUCCCGUCCGUACUAACCAGAUUCCUCGCCAGAUUCCUGAUCAGCCUCUCUAUCUUCGCAGUGUGCCCUCAAUUAUGAUGGGCGGUAUCUUGCCCUUUGGAGCCAUCUUCAUUGAGCUCUAUUUUAUUAUGAACAGCAUCUGGUUCCAUCGUAUUUACUACGGAAUUGGCUUCCUGUUCUUGGUAUUCAUUGUCCUCAUCCUGACAUGCUCCCAGGUUACUAUUCUGAUGUGCUACUUCCAUCUCUGUAACGAGGACUAUCACUGGUCCUGGAGAGCAUUCUUAACCUCGGGUGCAGCUGGAUUGUACGUCUUUUUGUACGCUGUGCUUUAUUAUUUUACCAAGCUUGAGUUCCGCACAUUCACAAGUUCGGUGCUCUAUUUUGGAUAUUCCUCUAUCAUCAGUGUCAUGCUCGGUAUCAUGACAGGAACAAUUGGUUACCUUGCCUGCUUGGUAUUCUUGCAGAGAAUCUUUGCAAGCAUCAAGGUGGAUUAGACAUACACUUUUUGCUUGAAUUGAAACAAUACCAUAAUAGUAAUAAAAGAAAUAAUAAAAAUAAUAUAUAUAUAUAUAUCAAAGC